AUGGCGGGUGGCGCUGAGGCGGCGGCGGCGCUGCCCCAGGAAUGGCGGCUCUACCUCGUCCCCACCCGCGCCGCCACCUUCCGCAACUGGCCCUUCACCGAGGGCUGUUCCUGCACGCCCGAGCGGAUGGCGGCGGCGGGUUUCGUGCACUGCCCCAGCGAGAACGGCCCCGACGUGGCGCAGUGCUUCUUCUGCUUCAAGGAGCUGGAGGGCUGGGAGCCCGACGACGACCCGCUGGAGGAACACAAAAAACACUCUGCGGGCUGCGCUUUUCUCUCCCUUCAGAAAGAUCCUACUAACCUGACGCUGCAGGAGUUCCUGAAACUGGACAAAGAACGAAUGAAAAACGCAAUCAGAAAAGAAAUUUCUCAGAAGGUGACCGAGGUUGAAGAUGCAGCCAAGAGCGUGCGUCGUGAAAUAGAGAAUCUGGUCUCCUAGGCCACUGUAGCGUCUCACUUGUCGGUGACGUCUCUCUUGUACGCGUGCUCUGGCACUGCCCAUUUGACUGAAUGACUGUGUUUCCUGAGAGUGCUCUCAGAAAGGCCGUCUCUGUGAGAAGCAGACUGAAUCACCUUCACUCACCUGAAUCUGUCCAGGAAGUACCUGGGGUUUGAUGCAGUGCAUACACAAUCUUUUUCUGCAGGGAUUCUCCUAGUCUUCCUGUUACUUUAAUUAAGGAUUACUACUUGUGGUCUUAUGUGUUCUUUUCUUUUUUUUUUUAACCUAGCUGUUUCCAUUUCAGAGAUGCUGGUAGCUCUGGUGCAAAGACUUGCGCUUCCUGCAAGAGCUGGCAGGCGCUUCCAUUUUUGUACGGAAUAUACCAAUGCUUUUGGAUACUUCUGGAAAUAAAAAGGGGAAGGAGUUUUAAAACUCCUUCAGGGAUUUAGGAUUGUGGCUAAUAAUGUCUAAUUAUACCAAAUCUUAGUGUGCCUGGUAUCCUUGUAAAUAUCUAUCAGUAGUUGGCUGCUGCCUCGUGUUCGUGCAUUUACAAAUAAAAGUUGAAGGCAAAACAGUAAUUUUACUCAG
Messenger RNA from Gavia stellata (red-throated loon), 1026 nucleotides. RefSeq names its product baculoviral IAP repeat containing 5 (gene BIRC5). NCBI's taxonomy places the organism in Eukaryota, Metazoa, Chordata, Aves, Gaviiformes, Gaviidae. The record is from RefSeq and is a predicted model, not a curated record. The coding region runs from base 1 to 438 and encodes 145 amino acids. The transcript has 4 exons.